UAAGUGGCAGGCGUGCUCGAUACACAGUAACAUUUAACGAAGCAAUUGAACUAUUAUAUGUAUAUUUAAGUGGUAAUAAAUGAUACUAUAGUUAUUAACGUGUUUAAAAUUUACAAAUUAACAUCAUUUAGAACAGUUCUACUCUUUUAUUAAAAACGUAAAAAUGUUUGCGAGAAACAGACAAAGUCAGGGCUAUCCUAGUGUCAUGAUCACCUGGUAUAAACAUGUAUGUUUACACAAAGAUCCACGAACACAAAAUCCUAGUAACCAGGCUCCUUUCCAGAGCCAAAAUUCUUUUAGUCAGCAAGGAAGUUAUCAGCCACCACAACCAAUCGUAAAUCAGCAAGCUAUUUACAAACAAGGAAAUGUGCCACCUUCACAACCGUUUAAAUCUCAGCCACCAGUACAGAUACAACAAUCUAGUAUAGCAAGACCCUUGCAACAAUUGAAACCUCAAUUAACGCAGCAACAACAGCAACAACAACAUCUGCAGCAACAACAGCAACAGCAACAUUUGCAGCAACAACAGCAACAUUUGCAGCAACAACAGCAACAGCAACAUCUGCAGCAACAGCAACAGCAACAUCUGCAGCAACAGCAGCAUAUGCAGCAGCAGCAGCAGCAUAUACAACAACAGCAUAUACAGCAGCAACAUAUGCAGCAGCAGCAUAUACAGCAACAGCAACCACCUCCACAACUACCACCACCUAAUACUCAACAACAACAGCGUCUAAAACCAAUACUUAAACAAAGCUCAAUUACAGUAUCUACUGUUCCUAUGCAGAACACAUCUACUACUCCUCAACAACCUGCUUCUACAUCACAAAAUAUAUCUGUUCUCACUACAUCAGAUACAACUGCCUCUUGUAAUAAUACCAUUGAUGGAAAAGUUGAUGUCAAAACUGAGAAUACAGAUACUGAUGCACCAGAAAUGCCAAGAUGGAGACGUAAAAUACCCGGAUUUAAGGUAAAUAAAAAACUGAAACGUCUUCGCUUGAAUCAACGUUUAAGAAAGACUCUUCAACCAAAAAAUGCAAUUAUGGUUUUAAAUGAAAUGAAAGCUGGAGUACAAUUUACAUUUCCUGAAACACAAGGACCUAUGCCAAACUCUCUUUAUCUUGUCCAUGCAGAGCUUGAUGGAAAAACAUAUGUUGGUCAAGGAUUAUCUAAACCACUUGCACGCCAAAAUGCUGCUGAAAAUGCAUUAAAAGCAUUAUUGCUUGAAAAAAUGACUGCAGCUAGUAUGAAAGCACGUAUGGAUGCUGAAUCAGAUGGACAAGCAAAUCAACCUGCAGAUUCUUCCUCAUCAACAAAAGAAGACAAUGCAGAAGAUGGACAAGUAUCCGUAGAUACCAACAUUGAUGAAAGUGAAGAAGUUCCAUGGAGUUCAUUAGCAAGUUUUGCACUUUAUAAACUUUUCUUGGAAUGGCAUAAUCAAGGAACAUCAGUACCAGUACCUAGACCAGGAGUACCUACACCGCUAAAAGGAGCAAAGAAAAUACUUUCCAGUACAAAUAAAUUUCCAGUUCAAAAGGAACUUCCUCCAAAUGCGACCAAUAUACAUCCUGUUAUGUUAUUAAAUCAAAUGAAACCAGGAUUAACAUAUGUAGAAAUAAGUCGUCUUGGAAAUCCACCUAAUAUAAUGUUUACACUAGCUGUGGAAAUUGACGGCGUUGGUUAUACUGGUUCAGCAAGAAAUAAAAAGGAUGCUAAAAAAAUAGCAGCAAAGGCAGCAUUAUUAGCUUUGUAUGGAUUAAAUUACCCCGAAGAAAACAAAACUGAUCAAUCAGAGGAUGUACAAAGUGUGUAAAGUAAUAUUUACACAUUAAUCAAAAUACAUUUCUUUAAUACAUGUAUCGCAAUUUCUCUUCUGUUAUUUUCUUUAUCCAAAUAAUAAGUGUUUACAAUAUGCUACAAAUUAUAAUUAUUAGAUUAUUAUACAGAAGUGACUUGAAGAUAAUCAUGUGUAAAAUUAUAUCAUUUAUAUUUAUUAAUGUAUAGACUCAGAAAUAUUUUGUAAUAAUGUGUAAGCUAUAUGAAAGAACACAUAUUUUAAAAGAUAAUGUACCAUCUCAUCUAAUUAUGUAUAAUAUGACACGAACUGUACUUAUUGUAAAAGAAGUUAACCAAUCUUAAAUAGAUAUAUUGUAUUUGCACUCAUAUGUUAUUCGAGAAAUAUCGUUUAAAGUAAAAGAUAUGUAUCACAAAAUUUUUGAAAUUCUGUUAGUAUUUUGCUGAGUAUUAUGCAAUCAAAUAUUAAGCACAGCACAUUAUUUUUUUUAUAUAUGUAUUAAUAGGAUUUACGAAACAGUUUAUUAAUAAUUACAUUAGUUCUACGUACAUCGUUCAUAACUUACGAUUUAUUUGUAUUAACUAUCUUACUAUAUAAAUAUCUUAUAAAACUA
Vespula pensylvanica (western yellowjacket) is the source of this 2405-nucleotide messenger RNA. RefSeq names its product putative mediator of RNA polymerase II transcription subunit 26. Gene Ontology annotation, molecular function: tRNA-specific adenosine deaminase activity; double-stranded RNA adenosine deaminase activity; double-stranded RNA binding. The transcript has 7 exons. The record is from RefSeq and is a predicted model, not a curated record. Gene Ontology annotation, biological process: RNA processing; adenosine to inosine editing. Bases 164 to 1810 code for a protein of 548 amino acids. NCBI's taxonomy places the organism in Eukaryota, Metazoa, Arthropoda, Insecta, Hymenoptera, Vespidae. Gene Ontology annotation, cellular component: nucleolus; cytoplasm.